AUUAUAUAUUGGUUUAAGGAAAAUAAUAUCUAGAUGAAGCUUACAAAGACUUUGUUCGUCAGACAACGCGACGAAGAUAUAGAAAAGAGAGUUUCCUAAGAAUCGAACUUUUUCUCAAUUAAUCCGAGCUGAUUGGCUCCUUUUUAAUGGCUCGGGGGGUGAAACGAGGGAGAUCUCAUUAAACGAUCUCGUCGAUAACGCGCGGCGGGGUAUCAAGCGCGAUCUUAUUCCCUACAAGGGGCGCCUUAAAACACCCCUGGGGCGCGCGCCUGCGAAAUAUCAGAUUCUACCACCUGACUCGCGUGUGUCCACAUCGGUCGUCGUUCAGUCUUGCCUCCACUUCCAUCCGGGCGUGUUUUUCAUCUUCGCCGGAAUAGUCCUACCGCACGGCUACUGGUUCUCGACUUGGAUCCUCGAGGCAACGAUCGUCAAUCGGUCUUGCGCGAAAACGUUUAUACUCUUUGGUAUCGGCAAAGGAUGUAUUUAUUAUCGGGGAAGCGUCGAGAAUUCAACAGUUUCAGAUUAAAAUAACGCAGCUUCCUUCGAGCACGCCCUUUGCUGAAAUCUAUCGGAGCGAUGAAGAACACAUGAAAAUUAAAGAAACGCUGCAUUUGCGCGGGAAAGCUGUGCGGUUCUCAAGCCCGCUACAUGAAUGCCAAGGAUGGAUCCUCUUCAAAUCUGGAAAGUUCAAGCGAAAACGAGAAUGAAAAAAAAGAGAACAUCGAUGAGAACGAAGAUGAAAAUCCCGGAGAGGAAGUGGCGACAAAGACGGAUGCAACAAAUUGUGAUACCAAAUCCCUCAAAGAGGAACCAGACUCUCUGGAGAACAAAUGUGAGUCACCUUUAGAACUGCCUUUAGAACCAACCCUUCACGAGCGGUUCUUGCGUAUCAAGCAAACCGUGAAGGACGCUAUAGCUGCCCAUCAUACUUUUAUGAUUUACGGCAAGUCACGGGUCAUUCGCGAUUGCAUGCUGAAGCGAGGAUGGUGUGAGAAAUUUUAUCGCAAGCACAGCGGCGGCGACCAACAUUCCAACGUCGACUCCAGCCCGGUGUUUCUACUGGCUGGAAUCGGCGAACUGAAGGAUCAGCAAAGCCAACGUCUAUUGAUAUCGAGGAUGCUCGCCAAUCACACCGUCGACUUCCUGUGGAACACUGGGUCCGACUGGCCCGGAUGGCCUGCCCAGGAUAACAAAACUACUGUGUUCAAUCGAUAUUGCCGAGCUGGCUUCACGUCCAAGGUGGGCUUGUGUUCAAACGUCAGACAAAUGCAUUGGUAUUACGAAGCUGGAGUGGCUAACACUUUGUUUCCGCGUUGCUACAACAUAUGCCAGAGCGAUCAGAUGCACGCCUUCAUCGAAGACUUCCGACUCACAGGCUGCCUGAAUCUCUUAAAAUGGUUGGUGGACAAGGUCAACGUCGAGGACGAAGACGCUGUGCGUUCGCCAACCGGCACGGUGCCUCUCAAGGCCCUCGAUUUCGCGAUCAAGAGAUGUAACGACUAUAUCAGCGCCCAAUCGCACGAGGAUAUCGAUCAGGAGGCUGAGAAAGUUUGGUCCCACCAGUGGGAUCAAUUUAUCAGUUGGUAUUACCAGAUCGUUUGCGGUCAAUCUCUCUUCGUUCGCACCAACGUGGCCUUCAACAAAUACGUUCUGGCUUCGAAGCACAUAUUAAAGAAGAUCAGGAACUACUGGCCGCAGAUUGACAUGGACGGUAUAAUGAACGUGUGGAUCCUGAAACCUGGGAACAAGAGCCGGGGACGCGGUAUUGUUCUCAUGAACAAGCUAGAAGACGUAGUAGCGAGAGUAAAUCCAACAGGCAAACAGGACACGCGAUAUGUCGUGCAGAAAUACAUCGAGCGGCCGUUACUGAUUCACAGCACAAAAUUCGACAUAAGGCAAUGGUUCAUCGUGUCGUGCGCUCAGCCUUUAACCCUCUGGAUGUUCAGGGAAAGCUAUCUUCGUUUUUGCUCGCAAAAGUUCAGUCUGGAUGACUUCCACGAGUCGAUUCACCUGUGCAAUAACGCGAUUCAAUGCAAAUACAAUAACUGCGGCGACAGGGACUCUGCUCUACCCGCGGACAAUAUGUGGGACGCCACGACAUUCAAGGAAUUCCUCAGAUCCCAAGGUCACAGUGAUGCAUGGGACGAGCUGAUCUAUCCCGGAAUGAAGCAAGGUCUGGUAGGCUCGUUACUGGCCAGUCAAGAGGCCAUGGAUCGACGGAAAAACAGUUUCGAAUUGUACGGCGCUGAUUUUAUGGUCAUGGAUGACUUUUCCGUGUGGCUGAUCGAGAUCAACAGUCAUCCGGACAUGAGCUACUCCACCAGUGUUACUACGCGAUUGUGUAGACAAGUGAUGGAAGAUACCAUUAAAGUCAUGGUAGAUUUUCGAGAAGAUAAAAAUGCGGAUACUGGAGACUUUGAGUUAGUAUACAAGCAGAGAUUGCCGAGCUGCCAGCCGUACUUGGGCGCAGCUCUGUCGCUUCAGGGCACUCGUAUCGCCACUUGCGAGAAGAAACCGAGUCUGUAUCAGGAUUCCAAAUCCAGCUUAGUCGCACGAUCGCCGAUGACAAAGAAGAAGUCGAUGGUACACAGCAACAUCGGGCCAGUGAUCGUCGAUCUCAUCGAGGAACUGGAGCUCCAGCUGGACCAAGAGUUGUACUCUUAUUACAACGCAGAUUCGCUCAAGCAGAUACCAGCACUUCCGGCGACUGCGCCACCGGUGAAGCCUCCGAAGCCGUCGAUUUCUGACGAGAAAACGGAAACCGUCUCGAAGAGUACUUCGGCAAGUACAACAUCUAUUAACAAGACAAAGUCACCAACUCCGUCCAGGACUAACGUCCAGAAUCACACGAAAUCUUCGAAUAAUGGAAAAAGAUCUUCGCACAAACCGCCACGAAAGUUACGCACAUCUACCGGCACUACAGGCAGCAAACUGGAUACAUCUCCGAGACAAACGUUGAUCUCGAAGAUCAUGGCUCUUCAGGAGCAAUCGGCGAACGAGGCGCCUAAAUCCGAGAAACCGUCGAAAAAAAAUGAAGAGAAGAUCAUCAAAACUGCGAUGCGAGACGCCGUGAAGAAGUACAAAAGAAACGUGACCGCUCGGCCAGAAGUACCGCCACUGCCUUCCCUACUUAUGCCACCAAUAGUAAAAGUCACGUCCGUGCCGACGAAGAGCAAGAGCCGCAGCAGCAUCCCGAAAAAACAAACGCAGCACAAAAAGAAUAAAAUUUUAACGGACAUAUCCGAUAUGUAUGCUGUCGGUUUGAGCCUGACCAAAUAAUCGAAGACAACCUGUCAGUCACUCGUUGCUCGUUAUUUUUCUCUCUUUACUGUUGAUCGAUUCUCCAAUUCUAUCUACAAGUGAUAUAUGUAUACAACUAAUAAAUGUUACGAUUAUACCGCUAA
Molecule: messenger RNA, 3404 nt
Organism: Wasmannia auropunctata (little fire ant)
Lineage: Eukaryota; Metazoa; Arthropoda; Insecta; Hymenoptera; Formicidae
Product: tubulin glycylase 3A-like
Exons: 14
Coding region: 649-3279 (876 amino acids)
Biological process (GO): protein polyglycylation; cilium assembly; cilium movement
Cellular component (GO): cilium
Molecular function (GO): protein-glycine ligase activity, initiating
Source: RefSeq, a predicted model, not a curated record